CAUAGAAAUAUGUUAAAUGUCUACAAUUAUUUUAGUGCACAAAAAUUUUUGACGCAAGUAACCUACAAGAAAUCCGAUCUAGGUUAUCCGUCAAACACCGAUAUUGAAGUUUCUCUUUAUUUCACUAAAUCUACCAAAUCUACUUCCACUUCUACGCCAUACGACCAAACCCAUCAUCACAUGGACAACGCGGUAUCUGAAAUUGACUUGGACAAUUCAAUCAACCACGUGCCUCAAGGACAAACAAACUACGUUCCAGAUAAUUUUGUGAACCUCACGAAUAUUGCCGCGUCUGAAAUUGAUUUGAAUGAAUCAAUUGAUUAUAGACCACAAGAACAGAUUAAUUUUCCUUAUAAUUGCCCGAUUUGUCAAAGUUGUUAUUUAUAUU
Dentiscutata heterogama is the source of this 388-nucleotide messenger RNA. NCBI's taxonomy places the organism in Eukaryota, Fungi, Glomeromycota, Glomeromycetes, Diversisporales, Gigasporaceae. The record is from the annotation of a GenBank genome assembly.